This is a messenger RNA of Poecile atricapillus (Black-capped chickadee), 4532 nucleotides long. It is a transcript of the gene NLRC3, whose product is annotated as NLR family CARD domain containing 3. Gene Ontology annotation, molecular function: protein binding. The transcript has 19 exons. NCBI's taxonomy places the organism in Eukaryota, Metazoa, Chordata, Aves, Passeriformes, Paridae. Gene Ontology annotation, biological process: negative regulation of canonical NF-kappaB signal transduction. The record is from RefSeq and is a predicted model, not a curated record. The coding region runs from base 608 to 3826 and encodes 1072 amino acids. Gene Ontology annotation, cellular component: cytosol.
CUCGCAGCAGUCUGGAUGUUGUUGGGGCGGUUUUGUGGCUUUUGGGAGAAGGCAGCCCGGGAAGUGUCCGAGCACUGAGCAUCCCAGCGGCCCCGGCUGUGGCUGCCGGCUUUCGGCGGAUCUCUCACCCCGGUGUGCAGUCAGCAGCCCCACGCCGACAGGAAGGAAGAUCAGCGAGACCCAGGGCAGGAAGGGGCGAGAAGCGAACGAAAAAGAGACAAAAAGCACCGGGCUGGAAGCGGCGGGGGAAGCCGGACCCACCUCCCGCAGGUGCUGCCCCGAGCAUCGCCCCGGCCCGGGUCCCAUCGGCUGCGGGGGACACCGGGGGGAAGGGUGGCUUCCACCUCGCACCUGAACAUCCCUGGAGGAGGAAACAAAGCCCUGGGGACACGGAGCUGAGCGGGACACGGAGGGGCUGCAUCCUCCAGGAUGCCCUCACCCAUCCUCUGCUCACACAGCGAGCCGGGCAAGGCGGCACGGGGCCAAGCAGGGCCAUGGACAGGGGCUGAGGAGCCCUGGCUGGUACUGUGAGCUGGCCAGGGACACACAGGGUGGCCCAUGGGACCCUGCUGCUGCCACCACAGCUCUGCUCGCCCCGGGACCGCCCAUGUCACAGGAGGCCUCUGAUGGAAGGGGCCUGCAUCAACCAGUACCGCUGGCACCUGGUGAGAUCCAUCUCCCCACAGCUCCUGGAGGACAUCACCUUCCCUCUGCACAGGCUGGAGGACAUCACCUUCCCUCUGCACAGGCUGGAGCUCCUGAGGGCCCAGGGGGCUGCCCAGGUGCAGGCAGUGAGCCCCCUGCCCCAGCAGAACCCGUGGUGCAGAAGCACCUGGAGAGCCUCCAGAGCUCCUGUGGGAAUGGCCUGGAGACAGGAGCCCUGCAGCGCCUCACCAACCUGCUGCUGGUGGAAGGCCUGACCGACAUCCAGCAGAAGGAGCACGACAUCCUGCAGGUGGAAAUCACCAAAGGCCUGCCAAACACAUCCCAGAGCAUCCCCCUGGAGAAGCUGUUCCUGCCUCUCUCCAAAGUCAGCAUCCCCCCUCGGAUCUCCGUCACCAUCGGCGUGGCCGGGAUUGGCAAGAGCACGCUGGUGAAGCUGUUUGUCUGCAGCUGGGCAAAGGGGGAGAUCAGCAGGGACACCAUGUUCGUGCUGCCCCUCACCUUCCGGGAGCUCAACACCUACGAGAAGCUCUCUGCCGAGCGCCUGCUGUGCUCGGCCCGCCCUCACACCACCGAGCCCGGCCCCAUCUCGGCCGGAGCCGCCCGGACCCUGCUCAUCCUCGACGGCCUGGAUGAGUUCAAAACCCCCUUGGAUUUUUCCAACGCAGUGGUUUGCACCGAUCCCAAGAAGGAGAUCCAAGUGGACAGCCUGAUCACCAACAUUAUCAGGGGUAACCUCCUGCAGGAGGCCUCCGUGUGGGUCACGUCGCGGCCGGCGGCGGCCGGGCAGAUUCCCAGCGGGCUGGUGGAUCGGAUGACGGAAAUCCGAGGGUUUGGGGCUGCAGAGAUGAAGGACUUCUUGGACCAGAUGUUCCUGGGCAACAGAGAUCUGUCCAGCCAAGUCCUGCAGCACAUCAGGGCUAACAGGUCACUACACGUCCUGUGCACCAUUCCUAGUUUUUGCUGGAUUUCUGGCUCCUCAAUCGCUUAUUUCCUGAAACGCAGCAGCGACCGAUCCCGAGAAGCGACCGUGGUCCCCAGGACCCUGUCAGAAAUCUACUCCUAUUAUUUUAAAAUGGCUCUGAGCGGUGACUGGCUGGAAAAGCCACGAGAAACCCUCAGGAUUGAGCAGGCUGUGAACACCAGCAAGAAGCUGGUGGGCAGCCUGGGCAGGCUGGCCUUCUGCGGGCUGCUGCGGAGGAAACACGUGUUCUACGAGCAGGACAUGAAGGCCUACGGCAUCGACCUGUCCCUGCUGCACAGCAGCCUCUCCACCCGCCUCCUGCUCAAGGAGGACAUGCAGGCCUCCACAGCCUACUGCUUCUCCCACUUAUCCAUCCAGGAGUUCCUGGCAGCUCUUUAUUACUACACGGCGGCCAAGCGGGCCUUCUUCGACCUCUUCACGGAGAGCGGCGUGUCCUGGCCCAGGCUGGGCUUCCUCAGCCACUUCAGGAGCGCCGUUCAGCGGGCGCUGCAGGCCGAGGACAGGCAGCUGGACAUCUUCAUCCGCUUCCUCUCGGGGCUCCUGUCCCCGCAGGUGAACGAGCUGCUCUCAGGGUGGCUGCUGGUGAAGGAUGAGCACGGCGGGCUCAGGAGCCAGGCCAUCGGCAUCCUGCAGGGCUGCCUGAGCGCCGAGCACGCCGUCUCCUCGCGCGCCGUCAACGCCGUGCGCUGCCUGCACGAGAUCCAGCACACGGACACCGCCAAGGCUGUGGAGGAGGCCAUGAGGAGUGAGAGCUUGGCUGGGAUGCUCACCCCCAUGAACUGCUCUGCCCUGGCUUAUCUCCUGCAGGUCUCUGAUGUUUGCCUGGAGGAGACAAACCUCUCCAACUGCCUCACCUACAAUGUCUGUAAGAGCCUGCUCUCCCAGCUCCUCUUCUGCCACAACCUCAGGCUGGACAAUAACCAGUUUAAGGAUGAUGUGAUGGAGCUGCUGGGCAGUGUGCUGAGUGUGAAGGAUUGCCAGAUCCAGAGACUCAGCUUGGCAGAAAAUCAGAUCAGCAACAAGGGAGCCAAAGCUCUGGCCAGGUCUCUGCUGGUGAACAGGAGCCUGAGGGUGCUGGACCUGCGGAGCAACUCCAUCGGCCCCACCGGAGCAAAAGCCCUGGCUGAUGUCCUGAAAAAAAACCAAAUCCUGCUCUCCCUGAACCUCCAGCACAACUCCAUCAAGGAGCAGGGGGCCACCUUCCUGGCCGAGGCCCUGCUGACCAACCACCGGCUGGAGACCCUGCACCUGCAGAAAAACGCCAUCGGAGCCCAGGGCGCCCGGGAAAUCGCGGAGGCGCUGAAGCAGAACCGCAGCCUGAGGGAGCUGAUACUCUCGAGCAACUCAGUGGGAGACAACGGCUCCAUCGCCUUGGCCGAAGCUCUGAGGGUGAACCACAGCCUGCAAAGCCUUGAUCUCCAGAGCAACUCCAUCAGCAGCACAGGGGUCACAGCGCUGACAGCAGCUCUCUGCUCCAACAAGGGACUCCUCAGCCUCAACCUCCGGGAGAACUCCAUCAGCAAGGAGGGCGGUCCCGCCAUCGCCCGCGCCCUGCGGAGCAACAGCACCCUCAGGAAGCUGGACUUGGCAGCCAACCUGCUGUACGAUGACGGGGGCAAGGCCAUCGCCUCGGCCAUCAAAGAGAACCGGGCACUCACGUCCCUCCACUUGCAGUGGAACUUCAUCCAGGCCAAAGCAGCCACGGCCCUGGCACAAGCACUACAGUCCAACAGCAGCCUGGCCAGCCUCGACCUGCAGGAGAACGCCAUCGGAGACGAGGGAAUGGCCGCCCUGUCCGCUGCACUCAAGGUCAACACCACCCUGGCAGAUCUCCACCUGCAAGUGGCUUCAGUUGGUGCGGCCGGUGCCCAAGCCCUGGCAGAAGCCUUGAUGGUCAACAAGAGCCUGCAGAUCCUGGACCUGCGGGGAAACUCCCUGGGCCUGGCGGGGGCCAAGGCCGUGGCCAACGCGCUGAAGGUGAACCGCAGCCUCCGCUGGCUCAACCUGCAGGAAAACUCCCUGGGCAUGGACGGAGCCAUCUGCAUCGCCACAGCCCUGAAGGGCAACCACGGCCUCACCUAUGUCAACCUGCAGGGGAAUCGCAUUGGGCAGUCGGGAGCCAAGGUGAUCUCGGACACCAUCCGGACAAACUCGCCCGACUGCGUCGUGGACGUGUGAGGGGUCCUGGCUGCAGCGAGGGGGGCCUGGGGGUCCCUGUGCCCUGCUGACUGCAGGGAGCUCCUUGGUGCCCAUCUCAGGGAUGAGAACUGGGGCAAGGAAAGCUCCUGAGCUCCUGGCAUGGCCCAGGACUGAGGGUGUUGGGUCAGGAGCGUGGGAGGGUCAAUGCUGAAAGCUGAGGGAUGUGUUAUAUCCGUGUCUGUGCUCAUCCAGGUCCUGAUGAAAUGGGGGAAAUGCAAAAAGGAGUGAGGAGGGGCAGAUUCCACAUGCCAGACCUCGAUUUUGUGGAUGAUUUAUCUGCUGGUGGCAGCAACUCCUCCUGUGAUCUCCCUGGUGCUUUGUCACCCCUGGCUCCCCUUGAAAUCCCAGAUGGACACGAGAUUUGCUGCUGCCUUGCUCGGGGUGUGGUGCUGUGACCCUGGGCACUGGCAGGUCCUGGCUGACACACCUGAAGUGUUUGGUAGAGCUGUUCUCUGUGCAAGAGUGAGGUAACCCAAGGCAUAGGAGUGGAACUGUCUAGAAAGACCUUGGAAAAUAAAGAGUCCUCAGGAAAAUGGAGGAGUAGGAGGGUGAAUGUAAGAGGAACUGCACUGCCCGAGGCUGGGCUGUCCCCAGCACAUCUUGGUGCUACACCAGGACUGCCUCAGCUCAAAAUUCCGCCUCUCAGCUUCAGGACAGAGCUCUUGGAUCUCCUGCUGCUGCUGUC